Molecule: messenger RNA, 1373 nt
Organism: Zophobas morio
Lineage: Eukaryota; Metazoa; Arthropoda; Insecta; Coleoptera; Tenebrionidae
Product: facilitated trehalose transporter Tret1-like
Exons: 2
Coding region: 6-1373 (455 amino acids)
Biological process (GO): transmembrane transport
Cellular component (GO): membrane
Molecular function (GO): transmembrane transporter activity
Source: RefSeq, a predicted model, not a curated record
GGGAAAUGGACACCAAACCACUGUCGACAUUUAGAGGAAAAGUGUGGCAAGUCGUGCCUUCGGUGUGCGCGAUGUUGAUGUGUUUGCCGUUUGGGAUUAUGUCGGGGUGGCCGUCGCCGAACUACCCUACUUUGACCAAACCAGUGGAAGAAGACGAUACGAUGACGGACCCCAUAGCGCUUAUCCGGUUCACGAUGGAGGAAUCUGCAAUGGUUGCUGGGUUUCUGCUGAUCGGUCAUACCGCUGCCACCCCUUUUUCCACCAUCAGAUGCCUCAGGGCCAAAUAUGGAAUCGUUCUAGGGGCCACUUUGAUGACGAUUGGUUGGAUCAUGAUGUGGCAAGCCAGAGACAUCUACUACUUACUCGGAAGCCGCUUUUUGGUAGGAGCGGGGAAUGGUUUUGGCACGGGUCAGUUGAAGUACUACAUUGGUGAGGUCUGUCAAGACUCCCUAUCGGUGUUCUUAACCAAACAAAUCAAUCUGUACGUUUUCGCUGGCUUAAUUUUGGCAUUCGCUUUCGGGCCCUUUGUAGAUUUCAGACAAUUCAGCAUUAUUUCCUUGGUUAUUUCGAUCCUGGUGUUGUUUGUAACGAUUUUUCUUCCAGUGCCACCGCAAGAGUUGGUGAAGAAGAACAAAAUUGACAAAGCUCGUAAACAGAUAUCGUUUUUGAGUCCGCAUCUAAACGUGGAUGACGAAUUAAGCAAGAUCGAGAAGAAACUUAUUAGCGAAGAUACAGAUCUCAGUUAUUGUGAUAUCUUGAAAAAUUCUAGUCUGCGUAAAAAUUUGCUACUUUUUGCUGGAACAAUAUUCUUCCAGCAGCUCUCCGGAGCUCCCGCUAACUUGGUUUAUACGCAAAUGAUUUUUGCCAGUUGUGGGUGUCCCCAUCCUGAAUUAUGCGCUCUAGUCUACAUACUUGCGUUUUUUGUUGCAAAUGUGUAUGGGAUUUUUUGUGUUCCUAACCAUAAUAAGAAACACGUGUUGUUGUUUUCUUGCGUGGGGGUGUCGCUACUCAUGCUAGCCCAAAUAGUAGUACUUAUUGAGAACGUCAACGAAAAAUUUUGGAACUUUACCUCCUUAGUGGUUUUGCUACUUUUCAUUGUAGUUCACACUGUAGGUCUAGGGAACGUUCCUUUUAGUCUAAUUCCGCAGUUGUUCCCCAAAGAAGCGAAAAAAGUGGUUGGUCAGUUCUUCGUCGUACUCCACUCCCUGCUAGCCCUAGCCAUAACCAAAACCUUUCAAGUCAUGUUCGACCAAAUAGGUCUCUUGGCGCCUUUUUGCCUGUUCCUAGCGAUUAGCAGCCUGUCAAUCUUUUUUGUGAUCAUUUUCGUGCCAAAUAACCACAAGUCUACCAAAAUACAUAAAGACUUAAGUUAG